AUGGCCAGACAAUAUCUAUUCACUUUUUCCAUUGUUGUCAUUUUUCUUCCAACAGUCAACUUUGCUGGAGAGUUUAUAGUUGGUGAUGAAGCUAGAUGGACAUCAACAUACGGUUAUGAAGUUUUCAAGUAUACUAUUGAACUUCACAACAUGUAUCAAGUGAACGAAGAUGCCUACAAGAACUGCAUUAUUCCACAAGAUGGAGUAUUAGCUUCAGGAGAGGAUACAAUUACUCUUGAAAGCCCAGGGCCAAAAUAUUUUGUUUGUGGUGUAGGGUUGCACUGCGAGAAAGGUGGCCAAAAGCUCUUAAUAAAUGUGAAACAAAGAGACACACAAGGGCCAAUCCAAGAUGCAAAAACACCUUCUAAAUCUCUAGUUGUAGCACCUUCUCAAUCUCCAGCUACAAAUGCCUUACCAAAUGCACUACCUUCUCAAUUCUCCAAUACAAAUGGCCCACCAUAUGCACAACCUAUUGGAACAAUCUUCUGUGUGAACGUCAAGAAGGGUUUCAAGAUCAAGGAUCUUCUUUAUGUGUUGGUCACUUGGCCUUUUAUUUGUAGGCGGAAUGCCAUUGAUAUAAAAAGGUUAAACCCUUUCUUUUAA
This is a messenger RNA of Camellia sinensis, 603 nucleotides long. The record is from RefSeq and is a predicted model, not a curated record. Lineage: Eukaryota; Viridiplantae; Streptophyta; Magnoliopsida; Ericales; Theaceae.